Rhizoctonia solani is the source of this 996-nucleotide messenger RNA. RefSeq names its product phosphatase activator. NCBI's taxonomy places the organism in Eukaryota, Fungi, Basidiomycota, Agaricomycetes, Cantharellales, Ceratobasidiaceae. Gene Ontology annotation, cellular component: nucleus. The record is from RefSeq and is a predicted model, not a curated record. Gene Ontology annotation, molecular function: RNA binding. The transcript has 6 exons. The coding region runs from base 1 to 996 and encodes 331 amino acids.
AUGGCGACUGCUGCGUCUCCUAUCACUCAAGUGUCCCAGACCCCGACAGGAGGUCUUAACCUCGCUGGUCCUGGCCAGCCACAGCUGUUGGCUCGGCUUCAGCUGGACCUUCGAGGUGUCCGCUUUUCGGUUGACCGCGAGAAGAUUAUGAACUUGCCUGAGUCUGUAUUGUUGUGUUUGUUUCCGAACGGACUAGUGCUCAGUCGUCAGAGCGUCGCUGGAUCGAGUGGAUACGAUGACGAAGAGGGAGAAGACGUCUAUAUCGUCGACUUUGACCCGGACUGCUUCGCCUAUGUCCUCGAGUUCUUCCGCAUUUCUCAAGACCGUUUUUACGGCACUGCCACAACCCCCGGGCUGCUCGCCGCACAACAGUCUCUUCUUGAUACGGCCUCGCCCUCUUCCUCUCCUGGCAUGGACUUUGGAUCUCCCAACCAGAACCCGCUCUUGAGCAAACAAGCGAUCAUUGUACUAAGGGAAGAACUCGAGUACUUUGUCAUUCCCCCCGAUGAUGGAGGCAAGUCGGGCGCCGGCACGGAUCAACAUGGUAUUGCGAAUCAAGUUUUACUCGACAUGAAGCGCGAGAGUGGAGUUCAACUGCUAGAGAAGCGACAGAUAUUCACCGCUUUACAGCGCAACGUGAACAAGGAAAACAACGUAGCCGAGCAGCAUUUGAUCGACAUGCUCUGUAUGUCCGGAUUUAACCGAGACGACGCGUGGGGCUAUCGUGCCCUUGAACCCUCUCGUUGCUGCAUUUCAUCAAUUGCUCUCGUGCUUCUCAAGACAGGCAUCAAUCAUCCAGCUGACGGUAGCCCAGUGACGGUCGAUCAACAGCAGAUGGCCACUGCACAAAAGUUGCUGCUAUUCUGGAGGAAACCUGCUCGCAAGUGCUGGUGGGACGGUGCCGAAGCUGUUCUCCCUCCGAGCAAGACCUCUCCCUCGCAUAUCGUCAAGUUGUGGGCAAGGCGGGUAUGGACGCUCGAACUGAGCUUGAUAUAA